Messenger RNA from Carlito syrichta (Philippine tarsier), 2151 nucleotides. It is a transcript of the gene ANKUB1, whose product is annotated as ankyrin repeat and ubiquitin domain containing 1. The record is from RefSeq and is a predicted model, not a curated record. NCBI's taxonomy places the organism in Eukaryota, Metazoa, Chordata, Mammalia, Primates, Tarsiidae. The coding region runs from base 461 to 2116 and encodes 551 amino acids. Gene Ontology annotation, molecular function: protein binding. The transcript is spliced from 6 exons.
CCCUAUGCUAGUGCAUUCCAAUCAAAGAUCUAUUUUUAAGAGUGUUUCAAUCAACUGUACUUGAGUAAAUCUGAAUUCAAGAGUCCACGAAUGGUAGCUACAUCACAAAAGUGCAAUUUACAUGCAGCAUUUUUGUGUUACAUGUUGGAAGCUUGUUCACACUUGCCUCGGCCAUUGUCAAGUUUGCUGGUUUCCGUAAUAUAGGAACAGGGUGUCUGCUGACCACAGCCUUCAGUGGAGAAACAUUGCCUCCAAUGCAGCUGCUGUCUGUGUUGUCUAACACUGUGAAACUGUGGGACUAGGCUCUUCGCAUUCUUUCAACUUACCUUCAAGGCCAGACAGUGACUGCCUCUGUCCAUCAUUUUUGUCUAUAAUUGUGAAUUGGAAUUUUGCCAGCUAUCCAGCAGGACUUUUGAAAACAAGUUUCCUUUUUUUUUUCUUUUGAGAAGGUAAUAGAGCAAUGAAGAUUUUCAUAGGCUUUGAAGGAUCGUUUGAAUCGUUUGAUGUUUCAGCAGAUGAAACCGUGGAGGCUGUCAAGCUGAUGAUAAAGGAUUAUUUCCACAUUCCUCUCUCUGAAGAUAAACAAGGCAGGAGGUAUCUGGAGCUGACGUAUGCUGGCGCCGCUCUCAAGGACAGCUGGCGUCUUGCUGAUGUUGGAGUAUCUUUCAGUUCAACUCUCAGAUGCUUUGUUAAGGAAGAAGACAAGCCCAUUCUCUACGUGUUCAAUGCUGUAACCCAAGAGACAAUGUCAAUCAUGGAGAGCAUUUCCCUUCUUGAUAAAAAAGUGUCUGAUCUGAGAACACUGGUGACUCUAAGAUGCGGCUUCCCAGUAGGUGUCUACUGUCUGCGGACCCCAAAGGGAUUGGAGAUGUAUGACUGCAAUACCCUCAAGGACUACCAGAUUGACAUUGGCAUGACACUUCGUUUGGACGUCUGGGAUGGAUGGAAGGAAUUCCUGAUGGGUUGUCUCCUUGGAAAAAAACUUAAAGUCCAACGCUAUUUAUCAAAAGAAGGACCAAUACUCAAGUAUCAGAAGAGGGUGGCCCUGUACAUCGCUGCCUUUUGUGGGAACAUAGAAUUUACCGAAUGGGCCCUGAAGCAGGGCGUGGGGCCCCAUGAGGCAGUCGGUGUUCACCCCUACCGAGCUUGGUGCCAAGAAGUCCUUCAUGUGGAUGUCUCUAAAUGCCCCAUUCAUGCGGCUGCAGAAGCAGGCCAACUGUUGAUUCUGAAGGUCUUUGUCCAUUGCAGCGUGCUGUGCCUGGAAUGCAAAAACGCAGCAGGACAGACUCCCCUGACCAUCGCGUUCAAACACAAGCAUAAAGACUGCGUAUUAUAUCUGCUGAGUAAAAUGUGGUCCACGGUUUGUUUUCUGAAAAUUUCAGUCCCGAUGAGGAUUUAUAUUAAGAUAAAACAAUGGGUCCUAAGAGCUCAGGGUCACUGUCUUCAGAAAGGACAGCUCUGUGGAACAAGGGUCUUUGGGACAAAAGUUGGAGACACUAUGAUAGUGGAUGGCUUCACCAAAUCAAAAAUGACCUCCAAGAGUUGGCAUAAAGCUGGGAACACAGACUCACAAAGCACCUCGCACAAGCUACCACCUAUCAGGGAACAAACUACAGGCAGCAAACCUGUCCAUACUUUGGCAAUUUCACAACCAAACACAGGAGUACAAAUUCUCAAAUUUCAUCCGCUGGCAGAUGCAAAUACGUUCUCUGAAUUACAAAGACAUCCACAACAAAAUCAGGAAAAAAUCACCGCCACAGCUAGGAAAAAAGAAAAAGAAAAGCUCGUAAAAAAUACGUAUCUUCCCAAAGUCCCCCUCCCUUCGGUUUCAAGAGUGGGAUAUUCACACCCAUCACUUUUGAAUGCAACACCUGGUGCUGACUCCUUACUGAGGUCCUCCUUCACGUCUUCCGCGGAGCACAGCGGGAGGACACCAAGGGAGAAUGCAAUCUACUGCUUAGCUGUGGCAAGUGCCUUUAAAGAGAAACGAUGGCUUCAGCAGUUAGGAAUAGCAAGAGUCCUGGCCAAAAAGAGCAUUUCCAACCCAAGGACUACUCAAGGAAGCCUGGCAGCUGAUGUGAAAACCCUCCAGAGAUUGUACUUUAAAAAGUCGUAACGAUCCCAAUUUGGACAAAGACCUGAUCAAAGAGA